UGCGUCGUUUCUCGUGGGCGUGGAUCUGCCUAAGUAACGGUGUGGGCCACACUUCGGGGUUUUCAGACAGAGAUACUGCCACUAUACUUCGCUUUCUCGGGUUGAAUUAUUGAUCCGCAGUGAUCAGGCAAAUCCGACUCAUCUGCAGUCCAUGCGCGACAGAAACGCUCGACUGGAACUCAACAGCAUAUGUUGAAUUUGAGUUGCAAAUAGCUGCGCGCAAUCGCUUUGUAAUCCUAUCUCGACUUUGGAAAAAAAUUGCGUACACACCAACAAUGUCUCACGUUGAUGCAGGGCCGAAAAAUGACUCGGACUCCGAAAAGAAGACCGAACCGGCCCAGGACAGUUCAACGGGAGAAAUGGACGUCCCUAAAACUAAACUCUUUGAUGCCAAGGCAAUCUUAUGGACUUUUGGCAAAUGUCUUACUGCCUUGUUGCCCGUUUACCUGGCUGGUUACUAUCGGAUGAGCACUAGUUUAGUGGUGUUUGGGAUGAUGGUUUACGCAGGAUGGAAACACACUCGUGAGGCGAAGGAGGCGAGACUGAAAUCCGCUAUAGAGUUAGUCAGCGACGAACACGAAUACAUAUCCUCCAAAUCAUUUAGAAGUAGAAGAGACCUGCCUUCUUGGGUAAAUUUUCCAGAUGUGGAGAAGGUGGAAUGGCUCAACAAGGUUAUCCAGCAGGCCUGGCCAUUUAUUGGUCAGUAUUUGGAGAAGCUGCUGACGGAAACCAUUGCUCCAUCCAUCCGCGGCUCCAGCACUCAUCUGCAGACGCUCUGCUUUACGAAGGUCGACUUUGGUGGCAAGCCGAUGAAGGUGGUUGGAGUGAAGGCUCAUACAGAAAACGAGAAAGGUCAAAUUCUGCUUGACGUUUACAUCAGUUACGUGGGGGACGUCGAGAUAAAUGUGGAGGUGAAGAGGUAUUUCUGCAAGGCUGGUGUGAAGGGAAUACAGCUUCAUGGAAUGAUGCGUGUGAUUUUGGAGCCUCUGAUCGGUGAUGUCCCAAUCGUGGGCGCUGUAACCAUGUUCUUCAUUCAAAGACCUAAACUGACCAUUAACUGGACUGGUUUGACCAACCUGCUGGACGUUCCAGGGCUCAAUGUGAUGUCAGAUACUAUGAUCAUGGACGCGAUCGCUUCAUUCCUGGUUCUGCCCAAUCGUCUCACUGUUCCUCUAGUGGCAGACCUGCAUGUUGCGCAGCUGCGGUGCCCUUUACCCAGGGGAGUUGUGCGGAUUCACCUGCUGGAGGCUGAUGGGCUGGCUUCGAAGGAUAACUAUGUGAAGGGUGUGAUGGUGAGCAUGUCUGACCCAUACGCCCUGCUCAGAGUCGGGCCGCAAACCUUCAAAUCCCGCCAUCUGGACAACACACUCAAUCCCAAAUGGGAUGAAAUGUAUGAGGUCAUCGCUCAUGAGGUGCCUGGUCAGGAGCUAGAGGUGGAAGUGUUUGAUAAAGAUCCUGAUCAUGAUGAUUUCCUGGGCAGGACAAAAUUAGAUUUGGGGAUUGUGAAGAAAUCUAAAAUAGUGGAUGAGAUGAAGAAAGGCAAUAAGGAUCCCAAUCCGAUCGUUCAAAUCUCAGUGCAAGAUGUUACUCGUGACAGCCGGAUUUGCUGGAAUACCGUGAACCCCCAGUGGGAGGACGCUUUCACUUUCUUCAUCAGAGAUCCAAGCAAACAGGACAUUUGCGUACAGGUGAAGGAUAAUGACCGUGUUCAGGAUUUGGGAAGUCUGUCCAUUCCUGUUUCCCGUCUUCUCUCUUGUCAAGAUCUGAAUUUGGACGAGUGGUUUAAUCUGGAGAAUUCUGGUCCAGAAAGCCGCAUCCACAUCAACACAGUGCUCAGGGUGCUCUGGUUGGAUGAAGCCGCCGUAACUUCCUCUCUCCUCUCCAGUGACCCUCUUUCAAAGAGUUCUGCAUCACGUCCACAGAAGACGACGCCCCAUUCCAGCUUCGCCACUGAGGGGAUGCUGCGUAUCCACCUCGUGGAGGGUCAAAAUCUGGUGGCGAAGGACAACAUGAUGGGUGGGAUGGUGAAGGGCAAGAGCGACCCGUAUGUCAAGAUCCAAAUUGGAGGUGAAACCUUUAAGAGUCAAGUGAUCAAGGAGAACCUCAACCCCACUUGGAACGAGAUGUAUGAGGUGGUUUUGACGCAGCUUCCUGGUCAAGAGUUGACACUGGAAGUUUUUGAUAAGGACAUGGACAUGAAAGAUGACUUUAUGGGCAGGCUGAAGAUGAAUCUGAGUGACAUAAUCAGCUCUCAAUACAUUAAUGAAUGGUUUACUCUGAGCGACGUUAAGCGUGGCCGUGUUCAUCUCGCUCUGGAAUGGCUGCCCGCUGUAACACAGCCAGAGAAACUACAGCAGGUGUUGCAGUACCAGUCAAAGAGCUCAUACCUGAAUAAGACAGUGCCGACUGCCGCUCUCCUGUUUGUGUAUGUGGAGCGUGCGCAUGAGCUUCCUUUGAAGAAGAGUGGAAAGGAGCCUAAAGUUGGAGCUGAGCUUAUUUUGAGAAGAACUUCUCAUAGAACCACGGUAUGCGAUCGCACCAGCUCUCCCCGGUGGGACGAGGCAUUCCACUUCCUGGUUCAAGAUCCAUUGAACGAAGACCUUGUUGUGAAGUUGACCCACAACUGGGACUUCUCUCUGGGAUCUGUGGUGAUUCUCGUCAAAGAGCUUCUCUCUGAGCCAGAUCUGAUGCUGGACCAGUGGCUCGAUCUGGAUGGAGCGUCACCCCAGAGUCAGAUUCUGCUCAGAGCUCAGCUGAAGAUUCUUUGCUCUAAAGAGACAGAGAGCUCUGAAGACCAUGAGGAACCUAAACGUCCUGAAGUGUCCAGCAUUAGAAGAAAACAGGAGGAGGAAUUAGUACAGAUGUCUAGCUUUGAAGAGGUCCCACCAUCUCCUGUCAGCAGGACUUCCUCUGUGUCAGUCCCAGAAGAGGAAGAAGUCCCAGAGGUCACAGAGGACCCAGAAGUUUCCAGUUCAGAUGACCUUCGACCCUUGCACACCAUCCCUGACCCCAGCUUUGGUGCUGAGGGCAUGCUCCGCCUCCACCUGCUGGAAGCUGAAGAUCUGAUUGCAAAGGACAACAUGAUGGGUAGGAUGGUGAAGGGGAAGAGCGACCCGUAUGUCAAGAUUCAUAUCGGAGAUGCAGUCUUUAAGAGUCAUGUGAUCAAGGAGAACCUCAACCCCACCUGGAACGAGAUGUAUGAGCUGGUUAUGACCUCCAGGUCGACCUCUGAUGUCCUUGUGGAGAUUUUCGACAAGGAUGUGGACAAAGAUGACCUUUUAGGGAGGAUAAAAAUCAGCUUACAGGAGAUCAUUCAGUCCCAGCUGACUGACAAAUGGUUUUCUCUGAGUGACGUCAAACAUGGCCGGGUUCAUAUGAUUCUGGAAUGGCUGCCUACAGUCACACAACCUGACAGACUACAAAAGGCUCUGCAGUUACAGUCAGAGCAUUCGUACCAGAACAAAUCUGUGCCGUCAGCUGCUCUGUUCUUCAUCCUCUUGGAGAGAGCUCACGACCUGCCGCUGAAGAAGAGUGGAAAGGAGCCCAAAGCUGCUGCAGAGCUGGUGUUGGGUGACAUUUCUCAUAAAACCAAGGUGUGUGACCGCUCCACGUCUCCCGAGUGGAGUGAAGCUUUUCACUUCCUCAUUCACAACCCUACAGAAGAAAUUCUUAUUAUAAAGCUUUCAAGUGCCUUUGAGCAGCCCUUAGGCUCUGUGGUUCUACCAAUCAGAGAGCUGCUUUCAAAACCAGAUCUACUGAUGGACCAGUGGUUGAGUCUGGAUGGAGCAGGUCCUGACACUCAGAUUCUGCUGAGGGCACAGCUUAAGAUUUUGGAUUCAAGUUUGGAUUCAAGUGUCCUUCAUCGUAAGAAGCCUGUUGUUGAAGAAGAGCAUUCGGUGAGUGAACAGCGUGAAGAAAAAGCACCAGUCGCUGCUGCAGUCAGUAAGGAGUCUGAGAAGAAAACACUGACAAAAAGGGUCAGUGAACUAGCAGCCUUUACUUUACCAGUACCUGCAACACUGCCUGAAGAACAUCAGAAACCCACGUCAGACACCCAUCACUCGCCAUCUGUCCCGAAAACACUGCUUGACACUGAGGAUCUCAGCAAUGUUCCUGAUUCCACUACCAGUGAGGGUGGAUGUAUGGAACCAGUCAAAACAUUUGGAUCAGCCCAUGAAGAGCAAAAACACAUGGAAAAAGCAGAAGAGCAGUCUGGCAAGAAGGUUUCUCCCAGUGUCCCUGCAGAGGAGUCAAAAGUCUCUAGCUCUACAGACGUACGACCCCAAAAGACUAGCUAUGACCCCAGCUUUGGCACCAAGGGGGUGCUGCGUAUCCAUCUUUUGGAAGCUCAGGAUCUGGUAGCCAAGGACAACAUGAUGGGUGGGAUGGUGAAGGGCAAGAGCGACCCCUAUGUCAAGAUUCAUAUCAGAGACACAACCUUUAAAAGUCAUGUGAUCAAGGAGAACCUCAACCCCACCUGGAACGAGAUGUAUGAGAUGGUUCUGAGUCCUGAUAAUAAUCUAGAUGUGAAGUUUGAGGUCUAUGAUAAGGAUUUUGAAUCUGAUGAUUUCCUUGGAAGGUUCAAGCUCAAACUUGGACAUAUCAUCAGUACCCAGUAUGAUGAUGAAUGGUUUACUUUGAAUGAUAUAAAACACGGUCGAGUCCAUUUGGUCCUGGAAUGGCUUCCCACCUCAACACAGCGGGAUAGAUUGGAUCAAGUAAUGCAGAUGCAAAGCUCUCGGAUCUACCAGAACAAGUCUGUGCCGUCAGCAGCGUUGUUGUUUAUUUAUUUAGAAAGAGCUCAUGAUCUGCCUUUGAAGAAAAGUGGAAAGGAACCCAAAGCUGCUGCUGAACUUGUACUUGGAGCAACAUCGUAUAAAACCAAGGUGUGUGAUCGAUCAACUUCUCCUUACUGGAAUGAAGCAUUUGACUUUCUGGUUCACGACCCCAAAAAGGACAUGCUUGUCAUUAAGAUCUCAAGUGCCUGGGACCAACCUAUGGGCUCUUUGGUUCUACCAAUCAGAGAGCUGCUUUCAAAACCAGAUCUACUGAUGGACCAGUGGCUCGAUCUGGAUGGAGCUUCACCAAAGAGCCAGAUCCUACUCGGGGCACAGCUGAAAAUCUUGGAUUCAAAAAUGGCCGCCUUAAUAGCCAUGGGUUCAGGUCCUGUGUUGAGUAAUAUGCAGACGGCCACCACUGGUCAGAUCAAAAUCUCCCUUUCCUUCCAGAAGAAGUUGACAGUGAUCAUCCAUGCAUGCAGGGGUCUGGUUACAUCAUCUAAGGACAGCUUAGACACCUACGUCUCCCUCAUUCUGCUGCCGGAUAAAAGCAAGGCCACAAAAAGAAAAACAAGUGUGAAGAAGAAAAAUCUGAACCCAGAGUUCAAUGAAAGGUUUGAGUUUGAUAUGAGUGUGGAGGACGCUCAGAGACGAGAGCUCAGUGUUUCUGUGAAAAACGCAUCCUCGUCCUUCAUGAAUCGAGACAAAGACUUGAUCGGCCAGGUGCAGAUAGACCUGGGACAUGUGGACUUAAUCUCUGGAGUCACAGAAUGGUUUGAUCUAAAAGAAGAGCAGAACUAACUGAACACAAUGCUCUUGACCUGAGCACUUCACAGCCAACCUUAAACUUCUUCCUGAAGUUCAUCAGGUUAACUUCGCUGCCGUGUAUCGCUGCCAGUGCUUCUCUUCCCUCUUUUUUUUUUUUAUAACUUCACAAACACAUAUUUCGUCCCUCCAUCUGUUUAGCAACAGAUGAUUUCGAGUGACCAGUUCAUGUGAUGAAUGUGAUUGAUCAUUGUGGUUUGAACAUAUUGCUGCAUUGAGUAUUAUAUCAGAACUGAUAUAUAAAUUGGUGAUGUCUGUAAAGUCAGUAAUCAGACGACUGAAUGUUAACCGUACGUAUUUACAGAGAUGAAUGUUGAGCAGGUGUCUGGAAAGAGUCGUCUUUCUGUGCAGGUUGCAGGGACGUCGCAUUUGUGCUGAAAAUUGUUUUAAAAUGGGGUUUUAAAGCAAAGAAAUGUUUUUGUUUUUAUCAAACGUGAGGAUACAAUAAGAAAUCUUGUUUAAAUGUACAAAUUCAUGAAAGAUUAUAAUUGACAGAUCUUGGUGCACCAAAAAUCUAAAGUGGUUUUAUUUAGACAGUCUACAUAUCACCGCCUAAAACUUUAUUUAAGAUAACUUAUGUGCUGUUACCACUGCAGAUCUCCACAAUCAUAGUGUUGCGCUUCGAAAACUAGCU
Molecule: messenger RNA, 6237 nt
Organism: Sinocyclocheilus grahami
Lineage: Eukaryota; Metazoa; Chordata; Actinopteri; Cypriniformes; Cyprinidae
Product: extended synaptotagmin-1-like
Exons: 50
Coding region: 276-5579 (1767 amino acids)
Biological process (GO): lipid transport
Cellular component (GO): endoplasmic reticulum membrane
Molecular function (GO): calcium ion binding; phosphatidylethanolamine binding; calcium-dependent phospholipid binding
Source: RefSeq, a predicted model, not a curated record